AUGCCAUCCGCCAAUUCUUUCCAUGUUCCAUCGGACUUCUCUCAGGAGCCAGUCCAAUUCGUGGCACUCGAGGACACCGGAGCAAUUCUCACUCACUCUCGCAAGGGAUACGUAGCCAUUGGAGAGAAGAGAGUCGAGGUUCCAGUGGUGGACUUCGUUGGAAACUCCGAUGUUGGAGUUCUUGAGAACACUUUCACGAUGCAAUGGCAAAACAUUGGAAACACAACUCAAGUCCAUUUCACUGGCACCGGAGGAUCAUUGAUCGGAUCCGAGGGAAAUCCAGGAGUGCUUCUUAUCGGUGACGAGCUCAUCAAAGUCAAUCUCCUUCUCAAGAGAACUGACGGAUCAUUCUACUUGGAGGCUAACGAAGAUUUCUUGAUGAUUGUCGCAAAGUCCGAACCAAACGGAUCCCCAGAUGUUGAUACCCUCCAGGCUUCACAAUUCCCAGCUAGCGGCGCCAAGCUCCCAAUCGGAUAUUGGCACUCCGUCCCAUUUCCAAUUCCAGGAGCUGGAAAGCUCAACCUGGUUGAGUUGGUAGCCAAAUCCGACAAGAACGUCGUCAUCAACGUCGCUGAAACCACCGGGGCUCCACUCCGAAUCCCAAUCAGCACUGUGUUGGACCAGGAUUGA
Caenorhabditis remanei is the source of this 630-nucleotide messenger RNA. RefSeq lists its product as uncharacterized. The transcript is spliced from 5 exons. Bases 1 to 630 code for a protein of 209 amino acids. The record is from RefSeq and is a predicted model, not a curated record. Lineage: Eukaryota; Metazoa; Nematoda; Chromadorea; Rhabditida; Rhabditidae.